AUGAGUGCCACGUGGAGCCAGCAGGUCCAGCUGGACGAGAAAGAGAAGCCCCUAGCCGAGUACAUGACCCUCCCCGCGUCGCAGUAUUCGGUGCUGGACGCGGAGCGCAUCGAGCGCGUGGACGGCAGCACGUUCCGCUGCUACGCGCACCGAGUGCAAUUCUUCAGCGUCGAGAUCUGCCCCGUGCUGCUCGUGCGCGUGGAUGAAGAGGCGGACGGCUGCACCAUAAGGCUGCUUUCAGCCACGCUGGACGGGUCGCCUAUUGUUAAGUCACAGAACAAGAAGUUCCGAUCGUCCAUGGUGAACCGGGUGCGGUGGGCCUCUGACCCCUCGUCGCCCUCCUCGCGGCUCAUCAUGUCAGAUACCACUCUCAAGAGCUCAGUGGAGGUCCCAGUGCCGUUCCGGAUGAUCCCAAGGGACGUCAUAGAGAGUGCCGGCAACAAGCUGUUGGAGCAGAUUCUUAAAGUCGCCGUUCCGCGCUUCCUAGAGCAGCUGAAAAAGGACUACGAGGCAUGGGCUUCAGGGGACACCUCGCGAAAGCCCCUCGGCACAGGGGAGUUGUGA
Messenger RNA from Closterium sp. Naga37s-1, 564 nucleotides. The record is from the annotation of a GenBank genome assembly. Lineage: Eukaryota; Viridiplantae; Streptophyta; Zygnematophyceae; Desmidiales; Closteriaceae.